GGAAAAUCCUCCUCAUUUUUUUAUUUUAUUUUGUUUUUCUAUAAAACUUUUGGUCUGUUUUUUCUUUGUCAUUUAACCCCCCCAAAAAAUUAAUCACACUUUUAUACAUAAAAACCUCUCUGGUCUUCUUCUUCUCUGUUCGGAACUUUCUAAUGGCGCCGAGCAUCAGAGACCUCCAGCUGGCCCAACUCGCCUCCGCCGCCGGUGAUGAUUCCCGCGACCUCGAGGAUGUACGGCUUCUUGAUGCUUACGAGAAUUCUUCGUCGGAGGACGAGGAGAAGGGAGUCCAACAGGGAACGAUGAAGAGAGUCCAGGUUGGUGUUACCGGCAUGACCUGCGCUGCUUGCUCAAAUUCGGUUGAAGCAGCUCUCACGAGCGUAAAUGGAGUUUUAAGGGCUUCUGUCGCUUUGCUUCAGAACAAGGCCGACGUGGUCUUUGAUCCCAGAUUGGUCAAGGAUGAAGACAUCAAGAAUGCAAUUGAAGAUGCAGGGUUUGAGGCUGAGAUCUUACCUGAAUCCAGUGCACUUGGAACAAAGCCCCAAGGAACACUACUGGGGCAGUUCUCCAUAGGAGGUAUGACAUGUGCAGCCUGUGUGAACUCUGUUGAAGGUAUUUUAAGAGAUAUUCCUGGUGUCAAAAAGGCAGUGGUUGCAUUGGCGACAUCAUUAGGAGAAGUUGAGUAUGAUCCAGCUGCAGUAAGUAACGAUGAUAUAGUAAAUGCAAUUGAAGAUGCUGGUUUUGAAGCAGCAUUUGUACAGAGCAGUGAGCAAGAUAAGAUUAUAUUGGGGGUUGCUGGCAUAUACAGUGAGGUGGAUGUACAUAUUUUGGGAGGAAUCCUUAGCAAUUUGAAAGGGGUGAGGCAGUUUCAUUUUGACAGAAUUUCAAGAGAACUUGAAGUCCUAUUCGAUCCAGAAGUUGUCAAUUCAAGAUCCUUAGUCGAUGGGAUUGAAGGAGGAAGUACUGGCAAGUUCAAAUUACACGUAGCAAAUCCUUACUCAAGAGUGACUUCUAAGGAUGUUGAAGAAGCCUCAAAUAUGUUUCGACUAUUCCUUUCCAGCCUAUUUCUCAGUAUUCCUGUCUUUUUCAUACGGGUGAUUUGUCCACAUAUACCACUAGUUUAUUCCUUAUUGCUUUGGCGAUGUGGACCCUUCCAAAUGGGUGAUUGGUUGAAGUGGGCAUUGGUGAGUCUUGUCCAAUUUGUUGUUGGAAAACGCUUUUAUAUUGCUGCGGCCAGAGCUCUUCGAAAUGGUUCAACAAACAUGGAUGUCUUGGUUGCAUUGGGAACUUCGGCCUCUUAUUUCUACUCUGUUGGUGCACUUCUAUAUGGUGCGGUCACUGGGUUUUGGUCUCCAACUUAUUUUGAAACAAGUUCCAUGCUGAUAACAUUUGUACUCUUGGGAAAGUAUUUGGAGUGUCUUGCAAAGGGGAAAACAUCUGAUGCCAUCAAGAAGUUGGUGGAACUUGCACCAGCAACAGCAAUAUUGCUUAUCAAAGAUAAUAAAGAUGAAAGAUGCAUUGGAGAAAGAGAAAUAGACGCACUCCUAAUUCAGUCUAAUGACACAUUGAAAGUUCUUCCUGGUGCCAAAGUUCCUGCUGAUGGUGUUGUUGUUUGGGGUUCAAGUUACAUAAAUGAGAGCAUGGUCACUGGUGAAUCCGUACCUGUUUCGAAGGAGGUGAGCUCGUCUGUUAUUGGAGGUACAAUAAAUCAACACGGUGUCCUUCACAUAAAAGCUACCAAAGUAGGUUCCGAUACAGUUUUGAACCAGAUUAUCAGUUUAGUAGAAACGGCGCAAAUGUCCAAAGCUCCCAUUCAGAAAUUCGCUGAUUUUAUUGCAAGCAUUUUUGUUCCUACAGUUAUAACAUUGGCACUGUUGACACUACUGGGCUGGUAUUUUGCUGGCACUCUUGGAGCUUAUCCAGAAAGUUGGCUCCCAGAAAAUGGAAAUUACUUUGUGUUUGCCCUUAUGUUUUCCAUAUCAGUUGUGGUGAUUGCAUGUCCAUGUGCUCUUGGCUUAGCAACACCAACUGCUGUCAUGGUUGCAACCGGAGUUGGGGCUAACAAUGGUGUCCUGAUAAAAGGAGGGGAUGCUUUAGAAAGAGCUCAAAAAAUAAAGUACGUGAUAUUUGACAAAACAGGUACCCUGACCCAGGGAAAGGCCUCAGUCACAACUGCAAAAGUUUUUACAGGAAUGGAUCGUGGAGAGUUUCUUAAAUUGGUAGCUUCUGCAGAGGCUAGUAGUGAACAUCCAUUGGCAAAGGCAAUAGUCACAUAUGCUCGUCAUUUUCAUUUCUUUGAUGACUAUGCAAUCAAUGAUGCUCAAAGCUUUAACCGAGACUCUGCAAUCUCUGGUUGGCUUUUUGAUGUCACAGAGUUUUCUGCUCUUCCGGGAAGAGGUGUUCAAUGCUUUAUCAAUGGAAAAGUAAUUCUGGUUGGUAAUCGAAAGUUGAUGACUGAAAGAGGAAUCCACAUUCCUGAAGAUGUGGAAAAAUUUGUUGUAGAUCUGGAAGAAAAUGCGAAAACAGGCAUACUUGUUGCAUAUGAUAGUAAUUUAAUUGGUGUUUUGGGGGUUGCAGACCCACUGAAAAGGGAAGCUGCUGUUGUAAUUGAAGGCCUGAUCAAAAUGGGUGUUCGGCCAAUCAUGGUUACUGGGGACAACUGGAGGACAGCACAGGCUGUUGCUAGGGAGGUUGGAAUUCACGAUGUAAAAGCAGAGGUAAUGCCAGCAGGAAAAGCUGACGUUGUUCGUUCAUUUCAAAAAGAUGGAAGCACAGUUGCCAUGGUUGGUGACGGAAUCAAUGAUUCACCGGCUCUAGCUGCAGCUGACAUUGGCAUGGCAAUCGGAGCAGGGACAGAUAUUGCCAUAGAAGCAGCUGACUAUGUGUUGAUGAGGAACAACUUGGAAGAUGUCAUCACAGCCAUUGACCUCUCAAGGAAGACAUUUGCUCGGAUCAGAUUGAAUUAUGUGUUUGCCAUGGCUUAUAAUGUGAUAGCAAUCCCUAUUGCUGCAGGAGUUUUUUUUCCUUCACUGGGAAUUCAGUUGCCACCGUGGGCAGCUGGGGCAUGCAUGGCUCUCUCUUCGGUUAGUGUUGUGUGUUCUUCUCUUUUACUCCGGAGAUAUAAAAAGCCAAGGCUUACAGCUAUACUAGAAAUAACUGUAGAAUAGAUAGUGUGGAGAAAAAGGGCUAGAUUUCAGCUUCAUUUCAUAGGAAAAAUACUGAAAUUGGAUAAAGUGGGGAGUCGAUGAAAUUCGGCAUCCCAAUUUUCUGUAAUUUUUUCCUUCCUUUUUUCUCUUUCGUCCCAGUCGCAAGACGUGUAAUUUUACCACUCCAGUCACUGUAAAUGCUACUUGUAUAAUAAAGUUCUCAGGUUUCCAUCCU
Molecule: messenger RNA, 3378 nt
Organism: Humulus lupulus (European hop)
Lineage: Eukaryota; Viridiplantae; Streptophyta; Magnoliopsida; Rosales; Cannabaceae
Product: copper-transporting ATPase RAN1
Exons: 9
Coding region: 153-3164 (1003 amino acids)
Biological process (GO): monoatomic cation transport
Cellular component (GO): membrane
Molecular function (GO): copper ion binding; ATP hydrolysis activity; ATPase-coupled monoatomic cation transmembrane transporter activity
Source: RefSeq, a predicted model, not a curated record